GUUGACUUUAGAAAGUGCAUUUACCUUGCAUGAGUCAUUGUACAGGUGACUAUACAGUUUCAAGAUAAAACUGAUCUGUGUGUGAAAUAUUUUACUCUAGUGUUCGGUAUAUGAAGUGCGUUCAAAACAUUUAAAAACCAGUACAGAUCUAUGCAAUGGCAAAAUCCUGCCUAUUGUGAAUUUAAAUUGUCCUCAUUUAUUUAGCUUUUUUUUUUUUUUUCCAAGCAUGCCACUUUAUACUUGUGUAUUAAUUUCUCAAUAUUAUUUCUCAAGCUAUAUAAAUUUUCCAAUAUCCCUAUCUAUUUAGGGCUGGGGCACUAAAACUGGUUUUUAGAGAGAAGAUUCUCAAUCCUCUUGUCAAUGUGUGAAAUGUUACAUAUUCACAUGGUUUAGAAUGUCAUAAAUCCACAUUCUGCAAACUAGUAAAUAGUAUUGCUGGAACUUCUAGUUACUUGUGAAGCACAGCUAGUUUACCUUAAAUCUAUGAAAUGUGUAUCACACAUUUUGAUAGUGUCAGCACCAAUCUCUCAAUACAGUAGUUAAACAAAAGAUGUCACGGAAAGCCACCUCAAUGUGAGACAAGCACAUUAACUACAGGACUGUAAUGUUUAAUUCAGUCCUCAAUAUGUUUGUGGUUUGGUUUGUCAUAAUUUUAUUAUUUUUAAUGGAAAUUCUAGGGAUAUACUUUAUAAUAUCCUUUUUGUUACGUAGAUCCUGCCCCUGAAGCCUUAUGAACAAAAGCAGUGCUUUUUCCUCAUACUGUAAUCCUUUUAGAUGUGUAACAGACUUAAAAUUAUUCUAUAGACACUUAGACUACUUUAUCUCAAUCAAGUGGUCUGUGUGGUACUCCUGGUGUCUUGCUCCAAUACUGUAAAACAAUGUUAAUAUUGUAGGGUUCAACACUCCUCUAGUGGCUGUCUUUGUGAUGGCCAUUAGAUGAUGCUUCGGUACCCACCAGUCACUGUUCUUGACGAUCAAAGUCCUGACACAUUGCAUGAGGAUGUUGAAGGUUCUCUAAUCUUUCUCAUAGUGGAGCAUUCGAUUUAAUGCUUCUCUGUAAGAAACCAUUUGAUGCGUUGUGGUGGUUUCAGAGCAUUAAGUCUACAAUGCUUCAUAGCAAAGCUUUGGAUUGGUCAAGCCUGAUGUCAGCAGAAGUGGAUGGGGACUGCAUAGAAGUGUCUGAUUCCAUGUAAAUAACUAGUCCAUUUACUCAUCUAUUAUACUGGGAGAGGGGGGCCCAGACAAAUAUGUGAUGUAGCACUUUUUAUAGAGCUCCUUUAAAAUGCCACUACUUUAUAAAAUGUAACCUUGUUAUAAACAAGCUUCUUAUUCUAACCAUGCUCCCUGGAUGUAUUAAUAUAGCUAUCUUACCAGACACCUGCAGUUUUUUUACAAUUGGUGUGGAUCACUCUGGGACACAUGCUAACCAAACCUGCAUGCGCCCUGCUCAAUCAGUACUGAUGGCCAUUUCGCUUGCAGUAAAUAUAGUAGGACCAUUUUGUUUGACCUAGUAGAGGUUCUGUUACCCAUUUCCUAAUGUCAUGCUGGAAUUUAGAUGACAGACUGUGGAUCGCAUUGCAAUGUCAGAAAGUGAUGGCUGUGCCUCAUGGAUCAUAUAAUCCAAAACUCUGUGUAGAGCUAGUCAGCCUUCAGUUUGCAGACAAUAGCUCAAAUGUGUUUCAUCCUGGCAUUGGUGUGUAACGAUAUAACUAAAAUGGUAUUUAUUUAUUUUUUUAAAGAAUUUAAUCUCCGACAAAUUAAAGUGCAUGGUGUGUGUAAAAUUCAGUUCUGCGUGUGAUGGCACUGACUUUCCAUCUUACUAGAUAUUCUCUCGUUAUUCUGUGUAACAAUCUUAAUACACAAUAAGGAUGCCCAUUCUAGUUUAAGUCUAGUACAUUUCCAACAUGCCAGCAAAUAAAGCUCUUCACACAGUCUAAAGGGAUGCUUCACUGCAUAGAUUUUCACGUUUCAAUGUGUUGUAUUUAUGGUGUGAUGCUGCUAAUAGCCUUUCUCACCUUUCUGGGUGUUGAGGUGCUGUGUGUGUACCGUGGACAUUUUAAGGAAGCAUGCCUUAUUUCCUUGUAAAUUGAAAAUGUAAAAACAAGUUAAUUGUAAUCUGUUAGUGCUUAAAGGGAUAGUCUGCUUUAAAAAUGUGUAUUUUUUACUCUACUGCACUAAACUGUUCUGCAUCUAAAAUCAUUCAAACUUUUUUUUUUUUUGGGGGGGGGGGGGGUCUGUUCAGGCUAGGCAGCAGAGAAUGUCAAAGCUAUAAAGAAAAAAAGAAACAAUUCAUGAAAAUUAGAUAUUAAGAAGUCUCUAAAUCGGUUUUAAUAAAGAUGUCUGUUUCAAACAGCCCUGAUUUCAGAUAAUCCAAAAAUUAUGGUACCAAAACGGUUUGUGCAUUCCAGAGCUCGUAAGUAGGCACACUUAUUGGAAUAGAAAUGUACUGAGCAAUGUUUCGCUCGAACAGUGGGUCUUUCACCCACUGCUUAUCUAAGAUGGAGGUGCUCAGCUGCAAACUGAAGAGAUGUGGAAUUCUUUUACGGGAACACUAUAGCAUUGGGAAUACAAAUAUUUAUUCCUAACGCUAUAAUACCCUAGUCAUCGUUUAGAUUACUGGGCUUCUAUAUUUUUUGGUUUUAAAUGUUUUACUUCACUGUUUUGUGGAAGCAGCUCUAGUGGCUGUUGGUAUGACACUGGAAGCAGGUAAACUCUGCUAUGAAAACAUUGCUGUUCCUGCAGAACUGUGAUGUUUAGAGCUGCAAAGUUAAAACGGUGAAGACCUGGAACUCUGACCACUUAAUUGAGGUUAAGUGGUCUUUGUUCCUAUAGAGUCUGCAUAGCAGCAUGUUUGUUAAAUGUUGAUAAGUCAACAUAACAUUAAAGGGACACUUUAGUGUUAGAAAUACAAUUGUAUUCCUAACACUAAAGUGUCCCUUUGCACCCACAGCCUUACACAGGUAAGGGAAUUUAAAGGGUUUAUAACCCUUUCAUGGACAGGAGAGCGGAUUCCUGCGUCAAGAUCAUUCUCUGCCGAUGGCAUGGACCUAAUGUGCAAGUCAAGCUUUGUUAAACUGCAGGAAGCACCACUAGUGUCUGGUAGACAGCCACUAACGACACCUUUGGCACUGCAGUGUAAGCAUUGCAAUUUCUCUUAAACUGAAACAUUGUAUUACUAACACUAUGCUGAAGUCUGAAUCUACAGAAGCAACAAGUCUUGAUUAUUUCCCCCGAGCAUGAUUUAUACAUAGAUUUCAUAGUUCAUCAAAGCAAUUGGGGGAGAUAGGUUCACCACUAAGAUUAAUGGGGGAAUAGCAUCUUUUUAGCUACUAGAAAAGAUCAGGCACUGACUAUUUUGCAUGAUGGGCACCAUAACUGAAAUGGUUGAUCUUGGUAGUUUGCAGUUUAAUUUUGGACUGUGUAUUGGUAAUGAACAAUUACAAGAAUAUCUGUCUGCUAUAGCUUACUAUACUCAUCUGGCUUUAUAAAUCUUUGCUGUUAAGCUAUCUUAAGUUCAUAAAAAGUGUUGCAUUAAUGUUGGCGUCUCUGAACGUGCCUGCAUCUGAACCUGUAUGCUGACAAUGUUAACAAAAUGUAACUUGACAAAUGGUAGAGCGCAGAGAGGCCUGUCAGUUGGAAAUUUUGCCAAAAAAAUUUACUUGAAAUGAUGGUUUUUAUAUACUUUUUUUUUUUGUGUGUGUGUCUCUGUUCUAUAAAUGCAUCUUUAUUUCGCUUUACUUUCAGGAACUUAAUGAUUUGCAACGUGACCCUCCUGCCCAGUGUUCAGCAGGACCAGUGGGUGAUGACUGUAAGUUGACAAUUACUAUUAAAACAAAGUAGGAGUAGGUUUUGAAUGUGGAAACCUAAUGGAUAUAUUAUCUCAUUUCAGUGUUCCAUUGGCAAGCAACCAUCAUGGGACCUGUAAGUAUUUGAUAUUUUUUUUUUUUGCUCCAUUUUGUACAACUGCUUGACUUGGCUGAAGUAAAAAAAUGUCUCUGUUGAGAGUAGAAGAUAAAAUAUACUUGUUUAAUUGCAAGGGAACCUCCAGCUAGUGUAUAUGCUGUUUGAUAUAAGAUUUCUCUCUACCUGUACAAACAUGCCAGUUCUAUCUCUGUUCAGAUUUGAUUAGAGAUUGUCUACAAACCUCAAAUCUAGUUUGUCUGCCCUUCAAAGAAAUCUAAAGCUCAUACAGGCAAUAUUUUUGUCUAAACUGCCAUGCACUUGAAUGUAUCGAAUACCUAGAGGUCCAGUAUAUGUAACUGUACGAGCAGAUGGCUUUCAAUCAAUUAUCAGAUUAGGCUUGUAAAAUGUCGGCAAGGUGUUUUUAAAAACAACCUGUAAAUAGUUACAUUAAGUUUAUUAAAGGGCCCACUAUAGGCACCCAGACAAAGUCAGCUUAAUGAAGUGGUCUGGGUGCCAGGUCCAGCUAGGUUUAACCCUUUUUUCUAUAAACAUAACAGUUUCAGAGAAAGUGUUAUGUUUAUAAUAGGGUUAAUCUAGCCUCUAGUGGCUGUCCCAUUGACAGCCGCUAGAGGCGCUUCUCACUGUGAUUUAUUUUCAGUGAGAAGAUGCCAGCGUCCAUAGGAAAGCAUUGAGAAUGCUUUCCUAGGGACUGGCUGUGCGCGCAUGUGCAUUCAGCCGAGGAGGAGUCGUCCCCCGCCCGGCGCUGGAGAAAGAGGUAAAUUUAACCCCUUCCGCCCCCAGAGCCCGGUGGGACGGGGACCCUGAGGGUGGGGGUACCCUCCUGGCAUUAUAGUGCCAGGAAAACAAGUGUUUUCCUGGAACUAUAGUGGUUCUUUAAAGGGGUUUUUUUUUUUAAACCACCAUGACAACUUCUGCUUUUUAAUAUUGUGGUAGGAGUCUGGAUGUGCAGUUUUCUGGUUAAAACUGCACAUACUGGAAGGUUGAACUCCGCUUCGGGCUGUAUUAAUGUCAAUUAUGUACAUACUUUUACUGUUUCUCGUUGUUAAGCUCAUGUCUCCACUCCCUCGUUGUCUGCAGCCCUCCCUGACUCUAUCCCAUUCUGAAAUGUAUUUUAUUUUUUCUGUUUUUUUAUUUAUUUUUUUUUUUUUUAUUGCUCCUGCUCUCCCUUUCCCUCUGAGUUUGUAAAAUGGUACAAACAAAGAUUUCAUUAUGAAGUUUAGCAAACACCCUUCCCUGAUGUUCGGUUGUUCGUACCCCCUUGUUCCUCUCCCGAAUGGACGGUGUGUGGUUUCCCCUGUUAUAACAAUUCGAACACUGCCCUCCCCUUGCUGUUAACUGCAAAUUGGUGAUUAACUCAAGUGCUUUCCCUGGGUGGUUGCCAUUUGUAUAACUGAGCGCAUGUGGUCCAGUGCAUGGCGAACAUUUUGUCUUCCGAACGCAGGCAGCGGUACUUAAUUGUCGAACGCCUGGAACGGUUUUCGGCUUCGCUAACCCGGUCUUAUAUGGUACCGCUGCCCAUCCUACUUCACGACCACCUAGACAAACAGCGUUCAGGAGAUGGGAUCUUCUAAGCAUGGGGAGUAUUCGCUCCCGAACAGCCAGGGGAGCAUUCGUCGGUGUUCGUGUGAGAACCCCGAAAAAUGACCAGUUGUUGCUUUUGUUUUCUAUGAAACAGUUUGAGGUAUGACCUCGUGGCACAGGUCAAAACGUAAUUCGAACAGCGUUUCCGAACCACUGAACGAAUCUGAGUGUAAUUUUGACAAAAUGGGCGCUUAGACCCAAGCUGUUCGGUGAUCUGACUUUAAGGAGACCUAUGAAGCACAGAUGACCGCUUUGCUGAAGUGAAUGCUAAUCAUUGGGAGAUAUAUUCACCCUUCUGGAAUAAACUACCCAGAUAAGAUGGGUUUUUUUACCACACAAGUUGAACAUAAGCAAUAUAAGGGAUACUUAUAUGAUAUAAGAUAUCUCGUUAAAAACAUAAUUCCAUCUGAAUAACUCCAUUAUAAACAGACUUUUAUUUUUUAUUUUUUAUUUUUUUAUUUUUUUUUAUCUCUCUCCUUUAUGGAGUAAAUAAUCUUGCAGUGCAUGGCACUGCAUAUUGGUAGGAGAGCAGAGCAAGAGUUGAAGGAAAGCAAGGAGAAGAGGGAAUGGAGAGAAAAAAGGAAACAUCAAGACUGACGUCAUCUGCAAUCGGCUUGGUGUUACUACACAAGUUGAAUAGAAGGAAUAUAAGGGACACUUAUAUGAUACGAUAUCUCGUUAAUAAUACAAUCCCAUGUGAAUAACUCCUUUAUUAUAAACAAAGGCCAUCUUUUUUUUUUUUUGUUUUUGUUUUUUUUUUUCUUCUAAAUGGCUACCAAAAAAGCAGCUCUGGUCAGACACUAACCAACCAUUACUACGCUUCCUCAUACAACCAAUAUCAACCCACAAAUAACGAAUACUAUCCACCACAAUAGAGCUAUCGUAAAUCAUCAAACCGAGCACCAAACAAACCAAUAUCAUCUAACUAUUACAAUUUACCAAGCCCAAAUGGGAAACACUACUCACCCAAACCACAAAGAUCAUGCAUAAAAUGAAGAAUACUUACCUGUCACAUUUAAUCACCAAAACCGAUACCAAUUACGAUCACUAGAAUCUAAAAUUGAUAAUGACGAACAUUUUUUAGAAAUCCGAACCUAUCCCAACACAUAUGUACAAACACCAUACCCACCAAGAGCCAAAACAUUUUUUAAAUCAAAGUAUAGAGGAAGACGAAGUGGCAGAAGAAAGAUCUGAAAGAUUUAUAACUACCAAAUGAAAAUGUGGAAUCUUUAACAAUUUUUUUUUUUUUUUUUUUAACAAUCUCACAAAUAUCUGUUAUUAAUAAGGGCCUUAAAUUUGCCUCCACAAACACUUUCAAACCAUUUGAAGUAUUCCUGGAUGUUAACAAAUUUGUACGUAAGGCCACCUUGAAAAGAUUCUUUGCUGAAAUAAAUUACCCCAGCAACCCCUCUACUUCACUCUCAAACACACUUUUAAAUGAUAUAAAUAGCCUUACCAACCCAUCUACCUCAUUUUCAAACACACCCCAAAAAUGAAACAAACAUUAUUAGCACACACCUAAAAGAGAAAAUUUUAAUUUUAUCCCUCUAAUUACAAAUCAGCCCCAUUAAUAAUGUUCGAAAAAUCCGUCUUAAAGGACUUUGAAAAAAAUUUAACACUAAAUUUACUCCUCACAACUUAACACAACAAGAAAGGACUGCACUUAACUAUCUUUGUCAUCUUGUAAUUGUUUAUCAAACCAGCAGACAAAGGCGGAGGGCUGGUCAUACUAUCCAGUAAAGCCUAUAUAGAAGAGGCCCUUAGACAACUGACCGACUGUAAUGUGUAUGAAAAAUUACCAUCUCAUCCCACAUUCAAUAUUCAACAAAUUUUAACUACAUUUUUAAACAAAGGCCUUGAGUCACAAAUUUUAAACACAGGAGUUCAGUUACUUAACAUGAAUUUUUGGGUAUUUUAUAUUUAUAUAUAUAUAUAUAUUUUUUUUUUUUUUAACCCAAUAUCCAUAAAAAUGAAAUAAAACCCCCAGGUAGACCAAUUGUAUCAGGGAUUGGCUCGUUCCUGUGUAACCUAUCCCAAUACAUUGACAUCCUUCUACAACCAUCAGUAAGAUUAAUGAGAUCAUAUUUAAAGGAUUCAAUGUCACUCUUAAGAUUCCUAUGUAAUUUUAAUUGGAACCCAAACCUUAUUUUAGAUACGUGUGACGUUCAAUCAUUAUAUACAAUUAUUCCCCAUAACAUAGGUUGUGAAGCUGUUAAAAAUACCCUUAAGACUGAAGAACGAAUACCUGACAACCAAAUUGAUUUUAUUCUAGAAGGCAUCAAUAUUAUACUAACAAACAACUAUUUUUGGUUUUUAGAUUCUUUUUGCCUCCAAAACAGAGGCACUGCUAUGGGGACCAGGUUCGCCCCCAGCUAUGCCAACCUCUUUAUGGCUGACUGGGAGUCCACGGCCAUUUGGGGUGGGCACGCUUGGCGUGCAAACCUGGUCUAUUUUAGAUACAUAGAUGACCGUUUGUUUUUUUUUUUGUUUGUUUUUUUUAUCUGGGAAGGUUCGGAAAAUUCCCUGAAUUCUUUUAUUACUGCCCUCAACACAAAUAACAGUAAUUGUUAUUGUUUUAACAUGUGAAUAUAGUAGGGAAUCCGUUAACUUUUUAGACUUUUUUAUUAAAGACAAACUCAAUACUAGAACAUUUUUUUAAAAAGUUUGCACGAAUACAGCCAUAGACCGAUCAAGCUGUCACUAGAAACCCUGGCUUGAAAGUGCUCCCAAAAGCCAAUUCCUACGACUUCACCGAAAUUGCUCCCUAAUAGACGAUUUUAAUGAUCAGGCCAACUUUUUAAAGAACAAAUUUAUUGAAAAUAUUCACCUAGCAGCCUAAAUCACUAUCAAUAAAGUUAAAGAACAAGAGAGACAAUCUGUUAAUAUAUCAAGACAAAAAUACCCAUGAUUUUUUAACUUUAAUGAUAAAAGUGGCCCUAUUAAAAGAAUUGUGAAAUAACGCUGGCAUCUAUUGAAACAGGAUGAAACACUAAAGAAUAUCUUACCUGAAAAACCAAAUAUUAUUUUUAGAGGAGCCCCAAAUUUUAAUCCAUCCUAACUACCAAUUUUACAAGAGAACUUAAAACAAAAAAACACAGCUUUUCCCUUCUGACACUAAAGGCUUUAAGUGCCAACGAUGCGUAGUAUGUAAAAGCACAGAUAAAUCAGUACCAUCUAAAACCACACAUUUUAAAUCAAAUAGGAUUUUAUCAGUUGUAGCACUAAAAAUGUUUAUCUGCUGGAGUGCCCAUGUGGCCUCCAAUAUGUAGGGAUGACCACAAGGAGCCUAAAAGUUAGAUUAAGCGAACACUGUAUGAAUAUCUCUAAAGGUUACCCUAACCAAUCAGUGUCUAAACAUUUUACAAUACAUAGUAAGGACCCAAAAUUACUGAAAUGCAUUGGUAUCAAGAAAUGAAACGUUCCAUGGCGAGGAGGAAAUAUAAAAAAUAUCCUCGGUAGAUCCGAAAUGGAAUGGGUUUUUAACUUGGACACUUGCUUCAAAUGGUUUAAACAUAGAUUUUGACUUGCAUAAUUUUAUUUAACUUUUUAAUUUUUUAAGAAAUAUUUUUAUUCUCGUAUACAUUCAUUGCAUUCUUAUUUCUUAAAUAGGAGUUAUCCCUUCUUAAUAUUUAUUGGACCUUAGCUAAUAAUCACUAAUAUCAUUCCAUGUGGUGACUUUAUACAACCAAUCUUCACACAAGUGACAUUACCUAUAGAGAUUAGAGACUACCCUUAGCAUAGUUGUUUCAAACUACGGCAUUAUGUUCAGCAGUAGCCUCUUAUGUCCAUUAUGUAUAAUUUUACCCUUGAUUACCUAUUUUUUUUUAUUUACGUUCUUUACAAUAUUUCUGCUAGCUCUUGUGUUAAGUUUAGAAAUUAUUAUUCCUAAUGCUAUCCAGACCCUUACUAUAACCACUUCCUCCCAUUCAUUUUUAUGUCUCUAUUUUAUUUACUCUAAUUUGUCUUUUAUCAUAUAGUACUUAUAUUUCUUUAAAUCCAUUAUGGUUCUUAAUCAACACUUAAAUUGUAUAUCUAGUGCAAUUAAUACGAUUAGGAUGUUCCACUUUAAAUAUAGUAUAUGUGUAUAUAUGUAUAUAUACACAACUAUUAAUUUCCCCUCUAAAUAUGGCCGCCGUGCCCCACCUCCCCCUGCUAAUUACGUUUACUUUCCCCUACUAAUUUUGUUUAAAUGUUUCCCCCACUCUAUCCUUCACCUACUAGUAAUUAUGCUUAAAUACAUGUUUCCCACCCUUAUCUUCACUUAAACUCUGCUAAAAACACUGUUUUCGCCAAAAACGAGAAACUACCCUUUAAACUACAUUCCCCAUCAGACCUUGCGGCCGGUAAACACAGACGCGCACGCGACCCUAGUCUCCUGCUUUGGCUUUAAACAGCCGAUACAUGUUAUAUAAUGCUCGUUUUUAAAAUUAAAUAUUAUGCCCAUGGUCCCCAAGUCUCCUGCUAUCCACCCACACCAUUAUUUAUUGAAUUUUUUUUAUGUACUAAAUUUCGAUGUGUGCUGAUUGGUGGACAGCCUAUGGUGCAAUUUUGGAGCCACUUUUUAACUACCCUCUCCCCUAUAUUUUCCCUAUUUGCCAGGUUGACUGUUAUUUAUCCAUUUGAUAAAGCCCACACUGUGAAAUGCGUUAUGGAUAUUUAUUUCAAAACUUUAUAUUGAAUAAAGGAUUUUUGGUUUUAUUACAAACUACUACCUCCUUAUUUCAAUAAUUUACUCAAUCUCAGUUUAUUUUUUCCUGGCAAUUUUAUUCAUUUUAUUUAUUUUUAACCUGAAGAGCGGUUAUCUACUUUACUCUCAAGAACCUCCUGGGUGGGGAUCAUACCACUAACGCUGUCAUCACUGAGCAUACCUAGAUUACCAUCUACUGUGAAAGACUACGACCAUCAUAUCCCAUAAAUGGGAUUAUACCACUGUAUGCGAUAUCCACUAGAGCUGGUCAUAGCUCUUGUUCGUGUGAGUGCAAUAUUUUUAUCUCUUAAGUGUUGUCCGUCUAGCCCAGACAUAUUGCACGAUCAGGUCGCUCUGUCUUUUCUUUUUUUCCACAUACGGAGACUGAGAAGACCCAGACCCUUCACAUCCCUCUAGUAUAAAUAACCAAGAUACCAAAGCUGGACUUACCUAUUUAUCUAUUUAUUUUACUUAGAGACUACUUUAAUUCUGUAUAUCGUAUUUUAUUGGGAAUAUAUUUGAAUAUAUUUUAGUACCUCCUUUCUGUGGUGCAGCCCUUCCCCAUUUGUUUUCAUUUGUUACUUUGAAGGGUUCAGAGGGAUCUUCUUAGGGUUGCUGCCUUAUAUUACUUUUAUUUUAUUUAGCGCUGACCCUUUCUGUUUAUCUGGUCACAAAUGUCUCAACAAAAAGAUAGGAGGGACCCAAAACAGGAUAAGAAUCUGGACGGGUACUUCUCUCAGCAAACCAAAGAAAAGAGAGAAUCCUUAAAUUUUUCCACAUCUGUUGGAAUCUUCCGUUACAGAUGUAAAUAAAGAUGAUGAAGAAAUUACUAUUAAAACCUUAAACUCAAGUCUUCAAGCCGUAUUAGAGGUAAUAAAGAAGGAAAUUUCCUCAAACUCUGCAGCAAUACGUGCUGAAAUUAGAAAGGAACUAAAUAAGUUAUCAGAUAAACUUCAGGCUAUGGAGGACAGACUAAUAAACACAGAUUUUCAGAUGGCAACUCCUAAAUUAAGUAAAAGCUAUGGCUGUAAAAAUUCAAAACCAAGAGAAUAAAAUAGAAGAACUAGAAGAUCGCUCACGAAGAAACAAUCUCAGAUUUUACGGAAACUAACAAGAAAAUUUGCAAGAAGUUUUAAAGCCUUGGGCCUCCAGUCAAAUGGAUUUGAUGGAAAAAAAUAGUCAGAUGUCAUCGUAUUCAUAAGCCAGCAAAUCUGUCUUCUAAAAAUUCCAAGAGACAUAAUUGCUUCCUUCUAUUCAUCGGAAUUUAAAGAGAAAGUACUAAGUGCUAGCAGAGAUAAAAUUAUUAAGGAUGGCCUUUAUUCAAAGAUAAUUGCUCUGCCAGAUCUAUCUUUUGGCACAAGAAGUAAGAGAUUUUUUUUCUCCAGAGAUAAGCAUCAUCAAGAGACACAACAUAAGCUUUAAAUGGCUUCCCUACGAAGAUGGUCAUAUAUACAGGCAGAGACUUUUGACCACCCAGAUAAGUUAAAAACAUGUAUGUUGAAUAAAUCUCUCCACUGACCUUUAGUCAUUACAUUAUAUCGGACGGCUUGGGACUUUUUUUUUAAAUAUAUAUGUAUGUUCUCGGAUACUUCAAUUUAGUAUUGUACACGGGUGUAAAGGCUGAAUGACUUAUUAUUUUGUCACUAAAAUGUUGUUUUUUGCCACAAUAUAACAGAUUAAUAGAGGUCCUAUUAGGAUUAAUAAAUAUAUUUGAUGCUACAGUAAUCACGAUAAGAAGUAGGAAUUUCUAGGCAACUUAAAUAUUAUAAAAGGGAGGGAGGAGAAGGGGAUAGAACUAACCACAGAUAAAUGUUUAAAUUGAUAAAAUGAUCUAACUCACAUUAGAAUAAAUUAUGUUUAAGGUUGAAGUAAUGAACGCUUACUCCACUUAAGGUUAUAAUAAUCAUUUGAUUUAGUAAAUUUCGUAGCAAUAAAGCACCUUAUAUGAUGUAUCAUAUUUAAUAUUAUCGUUUUGUUGUUUUCUCUCCACUUCUCGGUAUAUGUAUAUAACAUGAGCUUAAAAGUGAUUUUGGGCAAUGGCCUCAGCCCCUCUUCCUGUGUUUUAACACAGGUAUUCCAAAUCUUCCAGUCUUAGGAAGAUUGUUGGAACCCAUGGCCUGUAGACCAUGGGGUCAUAUUGUGUUAAUUGUAGAUGGAAGUAUGGUGUUCCAUCUCUUGUUUGUCUUGUCCAAUGUAUUGUGUUUGUUUGUUUUUUGUUUUUUUUGGUUUGUUUUUUUUCUCUUGGACACUGCUUUUUAUGUAUAUUUUAAAAGACACUUACUGGUAAAUAAGUUAAGGGCUGGAAUACAGGUAAUUUCUAGGUACAGUAGAAUUACUCCUUCUAAAAUUUAAAUGUUGAGAUUUGUCAAUGUACAGGGGUUGAAUACAAGGUGGAAGAAACAGAUACUAUAUGAGUUUAUGAAUUCCCAUAAAAUUCAGAUAUUCUUUCUUCAAGAAACUCAUUGGAUUAAGUCAGCAACACAAAAAUGGGGUGGAGAAAAAUAUAAAUACAUUUAUCAGGCAUCUCUAGAUAAAGAUAAGAAAUGUGGGGUAGCGAUUGUAAUUGAUUCAAAUCUUAAACACGAUCUAAAAUUAAUAGAUUUGGAUCCUAGUGCUAGAUUCCUUAUAAUCAUAUGUUCUAUUGAAGAUAAAUUUACUUUUAGUAAGUGUGUAUUUACCAAAUCUUAAUUUAAUCCAGGUGUAGUCAACCUUUUUCUACCUACCUCCCACUAAUGCAUCUUUCUUGAUGGGGAAAAAUGUCCUUACCGCCCACCAGUUUUCGCGCAAGUGCAGAAUAUUUUUUAGAAAGGAGGGUGUACGUACAUUUAUCUUUUUAUUUCUACUUUAUGCAUGUUUAUAAUGUUUUUAUCUUUAGAAAGUUUCAUGAGAAGACAAAGUAAAUUGAAAUUACCUUUACUAGUGAUUGAGAUCCUUGAGGUUGAUGCUGCGAGACUAAAUAUUUGAUAUCUGGUUUGAUUUUCGUAAGGAACAAAUGAAGGUCUCCUCUUUCGGUGAUAUUCAGACGACCUCUGUUUGCUCAUAAUGAUUUCUCAUUCGUGCAUCAGAUCCCCUCCUCUCCCUCCUACCCCCCAUCUUUUUACCUUCCUUAUAGCAAUGCCCAGCAGGAAGGCUGAGCUAGGUAGCCCACUUAUUAGCCAACAACAAUUCUCUCCUUUUCCUUUUUAUAUUUUCCUUUUCUCCUUUUUUACAAGUACUCUGCUCCUUCUUUCUCCUAUUCUACAAGUACUCUGCUCCUUCUUUCUCCUUUUAUACAAGUACUCUGCUCCUUCUUUCUCAUUUUUAUAAGUACUCUGCUCCUUCUUUCUCCUAUUCUACAAGUACACUGCUCCUUCCUUCUAUUCUACAAGUACACUGCUCCUUCCUUCUAUUCUACAAGUACACUGCUCCUUCCUUCUAUUCUACAAGUACACUGCUCCUUCCUUCUAUUCUACAAGUACACUGCUCCUUCCUUCUAUUCUACAAGUACACUGCUCCUUCCUUCUAUUCUACAAGUACUCUGCUCCUUCCUUCUAUUCUACAAGUACUCUGCUCCUUCCUUCUAUUCUACAAGUACUCUGCUCCUUCCUUCUAUUCUACAAGUACUCUGCUCCUUCCUUCUAUUCUACAAGUACUCUGCUCCUUCCUUUCUCCUUUUUUACAAGUACUCUGCUCCUUCCUUUCUCCUUUUUUACAAGUACUCUGCUCCUUCCUUUCUCCUUUUUUACAAGUACUCUGCUCCUUCCUUUCUCCUAUUUUUACAAGUACUCUGCUCCUUCUUUCUCCUAUUCUACAAGUACACUGCUCCUUCCUUCUAUUCUACAAGUACACUGCUCCUUCCUUCUAUUCUACAAGUACACUGCUCCUUCCUUCUAUUCUACAAGUACACUGCUCCUUCCUUCUAUUCUACAAGUACUCUGCUCCUUCCUUCUAUUCUACAAGUACUCUGCUCCUUCCUUCUAUUCUACAAGUACUCUGCUCCUUCCUUCUAUUCUACAAGUACUCUGCUCCUUCCUUCUAUUCUACAAGUACUCUGCUCCUUCCUUCUAUUCUACAAGUACUCUGCUCCUUCCUUCUAUUCUACAAGUACUCUGCUCCUUCCUUCUAUUCUACAAGUACUCUGCUCCUUCCUUCUAUUCUACAAGUACUCUGCUCCUUCCUUUCUCCUUUUUUACAAGUACUCUGCUCCUUCCUUUCUCCUUUUUUACAAGUACUCUGCUCCUUCCUUUCUCCUUUUUUACAAGUACUCUGCUCCUUCCUUUCUCCUUUUUUACAAGUACUCUGCUCCUUCCGUUCUCCUUUUUUACAAGUACUCUGCUCCUUCCGUUCUCCUUUUUUACAAGUACUCUGCUCCUUCCUUUCUCCUUUUUUACAAGUACUCUGCUCCUUCCUUUCUCCUUUUUUUACAAGUACUCUGCUCCUUCUUUCUCCAUUCCCUGUUUCUAUUUUUCUUUUUCUUUUUUUUUUUUUUAUCCUUUUCUUUUACCUUCCUUAUGGCAAUGUACAAAAGUAAGCCCACUUAUUAGCCAACAACAAUUCUCUCUUUACUCUGCCUAUAACUUUUCUUUCUCCUAUUUUACAACCACUCUGCUCCACUUCUGCCUGUCCCUGCUAUCAGGCAUCAGCUCCCACUCCUCCCCUUCCUCUUCCCACGUGUUACACUUUUGCGCGCCCAUGCACGCGUUCGCAUGCACUGUCUCAAACGGAAGAUUUAGCCACCGAAAUCCCUACCGCCCACCUGGAAUCCUGAAACGCCCACUAGUGGGCGGUAGGGACCAGGUUGACAACCCAUGAUUUAAUCCAACACUUCUGUCCAAAAUUCUUUCUAGAAUAGAGCACAUCAUUACUGGUACCUUAAUUAUUAUGGGCGAUUUUUAACUGUUUUCGACGCACAUAUUGAUUAAAAAAAAUCUUGCCAUAAGCUGAAGUCUGAUGGGCAAGUCUGUAAGCAAGCUAAGACAUUGACAAACCUAGCUGCUCUUUACGGGCUAUGACGCUUGGCGAAUGUUCCAUCCAGACAUUGUUGAUUUUACACAUCUGUCUAAGGUCCACAAUUCCUAUUCCCGAAUAGACCUCUGUUUGGUCAAAGCCACUACCCUUAAAGAAAUAGAAAUUAUCCAAAUUAAGGACAAUACAUGGUCUGACCACUCCCUUCAGAUUCUCCAGUUAGGAAGGUCAGUACAGAAUUUGUUGAACUCUUGGAGAAUAGAUGAUUCUCUUUUUAAACUUAAGGUAAAUUACGAUUGUAUAAUAUAAUUAACUAGAUUCUACUGGAAUGAAAACAUUAAUCCAGAUAUUUGAUUCCACUUUGUGGACAGCUUACAAAGUAGUCAUUAGAGGAUAUCUUAUUAAAAUGGAAAACAAUUCUAAAAAAUUGUUGAAUAGGGACCUGGUGGACCUAAACAUAUUAUACUUCAAUACCUCUAAAUUGAAUAAGGGUCACCCAACGCCUCAAUUUAGUGCAAGAUUAGUUGAACUCCAAAAACGUAUUAAGGUAACUAUUAAUAAAUUAAGAUUAAAUUCUUAUCAAGGUAAUAGGACGAAUAAGAAACUUAGGUUAAAAAAACAAAAUAUUACUAAUAGUCAAACUCAUUGAAAAAGGAAUAACCUAUUCCUCUCAAGAAACUAUUGGCCAAACAUUUAACGAAUUAUAUACCAAACUUUAUAAUCUCGACAUCGUUUCUGAUAGGACUGGAAUAAAACAGUACUUAAUAAUACAUUUAUUCCUAAGGUUACUGACUUGGAAUUGGACCAAGAUAAUGGUGAAAUUCCAUUAGAUGAGGCAAAUACAGAUAGAUAAACUAGAACUCCUAAAGACACCUGGGCCGGAUGGAUUUUGUAAUGGUUUUUACAAAAUUAUGAAAAAUCAGUAAGCCUCUUGUGGCUUUCUUUAAUGAAAUAGCUCUAAAGACCACAAUCCCAGACGAACUUCUACAAGCCAAUAUUCUCCCAAUUUUAAAAAUGGAUAAAGAUCCUACUGAUGUUAGAAAUUAUAGACCAAUUUCUUUAAUAAACACUGAUUUAAAAAAGUCUAUGCAGCAAUUCUAGCAAAUAGACUAGGACCGUGUAUUGAGAAAUUGGUCCAUUCAGACCAGGUAGGAUUUGUUCAGGGCAGGUCUUCAGAUACCUGCACUAGGAGCAUCAUAGAUAUUCUUGAUCUUAUUGAGCAUCGGGGAUCACAUUUUUGGCCCUGUUACUGGAUACAGAGAAUACCUUUGACAGGGUCAGCUGGGGAUUCCUCGACAAGGUAUAAACCUCCUUCGGUUUCACGGGUUGGAUACAUGAAGCCAUAAUGGCCCUUUAUUCUAGACCCCAAGCUAGAACCAUAGGUGUUAUGUCCGACUGGUUCAGUUUGAAGAACGGUACAUGUCAGGGUUGCCCUUUAUCCCCUACUUCUGUAUAUUCUUACACAAGCCGCUUGCAAUUAAUAUUAGAAAUAACUCAAAUAUUGAGGGCUUUCUAAUAAAAAACAGAGGUAAAAAUAUUAGCACAUGCCGAUGUUAAUUACACGUACGGCCUUGGAAGCUUCAUUAAGUUUUCUUAUGCAAACGAUCGAUGAAUAUUCUAAAGUUUCUACAAAUUAAAUGUAUCUAAGUCAACUGCCAUAACUAUGAACAUUGAUAAAUAUAGAUUAGAUGAACUAAAAGACCGUUUUGACUUUAGAUGGUCUGAUGGUAAUUUCACUUAUCUCAGCAUUACAAUUUCUUCUCAGGUUAGCAAAAUUAUGGAAAUAAAAUGUUUUAAAAUAUACAAAUAUAAAGUUGAAAGAGUGGCAAAACUUAGAAAUGUCUUGGUCUGGUAGAAUAAACAUAAUCAAUUCAUAUAUCAUUCCUAAAUGGACAUAUUUAUUUAGAAUGAUACCGUUGGCUGUCCCAGACAGUUGGCUUACAAUGAUUCAGUCUAGUAUCCAAUUAUAUAUCUGGCAAGGUAAAAAAACAAGAAUCAGUAGGAAGGUGUUAUCAAGAAAAUACAACCAAGGAGGAUUGAACUAUCCAGAUAUUAGAACACGCUACUUUUCAAAUAUCACUCAUGUAUAUAAAUUUCAAGUCGAAUCCUUUAGAGAUGACGUUUGGUUUAAGAUUGAGUCAGAGGUGGCGAGUAAGGAUAGACUUGAAUUUUUCAACAGUGGGGAAAAAUUUCAAAUGACCUCAAUCAAAAAUCACUGGUUCGGUCACAAAUGGCUUGGGAUCUUUUAAAGAAGCGCUUGAAUAUUUCUAAUAGGGUUAUUAAUACCUCCCAUUUGGAGGUCUUAGAAGAUAAUAUGCUGGAUAUAUCACUUGAAAAUUGGCCUAAAUCCUGUAGAUCUAUUAAAGAAAUUAUAUAGAAUGACUUAAUGUCUUUCCAAGAGAUACAAGUUAAAUUCUCUACAAGACAAUAUUCGCCCAAUUUUAAAAAUGGAUAAAGAUCCUUCUGAUGUUAGAAAUUAUAGAGCAAUUGCUUUAAUAAACACUGAUUUAAAAAAAAAAAAUCUAUGCAGCAAUUCUAGCAAAUAUACUAGGACUGUGUAUUGAGAAAUUACAAUUAACUGCAUUAUCAAAUUUAUGUAAACACUUGUCCUUUUAAUGUUUGAUUUUAUGUUGUCCAGAAAAAAUGAAUAAAGAAUACUGAAAGGGGGUGUUUGAGGUAAUACUUUAAUGAUUUUACAUUUUUAAGGUACAACUAGUAUUAAAAAAAAUAAUAAUAAUAAUUUCAGUGUUCAGGCUUAGGAGGGAUUUUUUUGUUUUAGUUUAAGCAAAUACAAAGGUUGCCUCCUUAAACCUCAAGGGUUUUGUACUGGUUUUUAGAAUUAGGUUAUUUAAAACCAAAUGCCUAGAUAGCAUGAGUUUGAUUAUUUUAAAUUAACAUUUUGUUCUUUAAACUGCAGAAGUGUCAUAAGUGAAUGUAAAAGUUUUUUUUUUUUUUUGCUAUGUUUGUCAUAUUUAUAUAAAGAUCAUGGUAUUUCAGUCAUACCUGUUCUAAGUAAAUUUGUAGCAAAACCGUAACCAAAACCUGAGAUCCAUUUAAAGUGAUUCUCCAGUGCCAGGAAAAAAAAACGUUUUCUUGGCCCUGCAUGGUCCUGGAGUCCCCCCUUCCUCCCAUCCCACACUUACCUGAAUACAGCGCCAACGUCCCUCAGUGCAGGGUCAGGCUACUCCUCUGCUGACAUCUGCCGGCGGGGCAGCCCUAAUGCGCAUCCACGUACGCGCAUUAGACCUCGCCAUAGGAAAUUCCUGCGACGUUGCAGGUCCUCAUGCAUAUUGUGCGGAUGUCUAGAAGCCGGAAAUCCCUGUAGUGGCUGUGUGGUAGACAGCUGCUAGAGGAGGACUUAACCCUGCGAGGUAAUUAUUGUAGUUUAUAAAAACUAAAGCUGAAGUGGUCUGGGUGCCUACAGUGUUCCUUUAACCCCUUAAGGACACGUGACAUGUCAUAAUUCCCUUUUAUUUCAGAAAGUUGGUCCUUAAGGGGUUAAAGAAACACAAAGCCCACUGUAGAGGCAGACAGAAUAAACGUGUUUGCACAGUAUGGUAAUGACUUAACUUUAUCUUGUAAACAUACAGGUAGUGCCUCUAAUCUACUGUAGUGUUUUGUGUUUUUUUUUUUAUUAUUAUUAUUUAUUUUUGUUUGUUCCAGUCAGUUGAAAUGCAUAUAGAGUUCUCAGACUAUUUUGUGUCUUUGCAUACUUAACCUAUCUAUAAAAUUCUGUCAGUCUAUGUGGAGGACAAUAAUCUAUAGUGUUUCAUAAUAUGCUUUUUCUUUUAUUCAGACUGACAGUCCAUAUCAAGGCGGUGUUUUCUUCCUUACAAUCCAUUUUCCAACAGAUUACCCUUUCAAACCACCAAAGGUAAUCUUUAUAAACAUCCAUCCUUUCACAUAUUUCCAAAUCGGAUAUUUCAUGGAUUUAUAGGAAUGUCUCAUGUAUUUUUGUCUUCUCAUUCAUUAGUAUAGGGUUUUUUUUUGUUUUUUGUUUUUUUAAUUGAAUCGUUUAUGUACCUAAAUGCAUUGCCAUCCUUUUUGAUUUGCAGGUUGCAUUCACAACGAAAAUAUAUCACCCAAACAUAAACAGCAAUGGAAGUAUUUGUCUUGACAUCCUGAGGUCACAGUGGUCCCCAGCACUGACUGUUUCAAAAGGUAAGAAGCACAAUGCAUUGGUGGGUUGAUUAGUUGUUUUGAGGUAGAAGGAUGUGCUGUUAUGUUUCAAUUGCGUUGUUCAUGAAUAGGGGAAGAAAAGACACUUUACAAAAGAAAUGUGUGAUCCUAAAGCUGCCAUUAUAUUCAAUUAAGAAUAAAUGUAUGACUUAACCCCUUGAGGACCAGUGACUGUUCAGGACUGUCAUCAGUAACAUACCCUUGAGGACCAGUGACGGUCCUGAACCGUCAUAACAGAAAACGGGCCGCUGGAGCGAUCAGAGAUCUCUUCCACCGAAGUCCCGCUGUUACUAUCUGCCCGGCAUCCUGGGCAGAUAGUAACAGCCAAUUACGGCGUGUGAGCGAUCCGCGAUCGCUCCCAUUUGGCUGAUGUCAAAGUGGGUGUUACAAAGACUCACUUUGACACUGAUCUCUGCGCCUCUCUCCUCUAGCGUUUUGUGAGGGAGAGAGACAGAAAUCAUUGCGUGAUAGUUUGUAGCCGGUUCGUUAAAGUGUUGCUAGAGGUCUCAGAACCUGUGAAAAGUAAAAAAAAAAUCAAUUUUAACUCCUUCCCUGCCAAGUCCUGUUACAACAGUGCAUUUGUAGUGUUUCCCUUUUCUUACCUUAAGGGUUUUUUUGUCAAAAAGCUGUUUUAUUUUUAUUUUUUUAUUUUUUUAUAUAAAGGCAUCUUUUUCCUUCAGUUUUAGUCAACUUUAAAAAAAAAAAAAAAUUUUUGUGGUGGCAAUUUUAGUUUUGUCAGUGUGUUGGUGAAACAUGUAGCACAUGUACAGCUUGGAGGCAUAUGCCUUCUUGGAGUCAGACUCCAACGCCACUGACAUUAAGUCUGCUUUUGACCCAAGUAAGUUUUCUGACACGUCAUCUGUGUGUGAGCCGGCUGCAAAAAGCUGUGCUACGCCGAAUGUGGAGGAGGACUGGGUACCUUAACAGUUGAUUGAGCCCAACAUCCCCCCUUUUAGUGCCAACGCAGGCAUUAAUGUCAAUGUGGAUGACUUCUCCCCUAUGCAAUACAUGGAGCUAACUUUAGGGGAUACUAUCUGGGAGGAGAUUGCUUCUCAGACUAACUUAUAUGCUACGCAAUUUUUUUGAUGCCAAUCCAGGUAACUAUGUAGUCAGGGAGCAUGCUUGGCAUCCCACAGAUGUCCCUGAACUCAAAAAAUUCUGGGCUCUUACAAUGCUCAUAGGGAUAAUAAAGAAGCCAUCAAUUUGCUCUUACUGGAGCACCAACCCAAUCUGUUCUAGUCCAGUGUACUCCCAAACCAUGUCUAGAACAAGAAAUGAGUUGGUGCUGGGAUACUUACAGUUCAAUGACAAUACCCUGUCACCCCAGAGAUCACCCCCAAUAUGAUGGGCUUCAUAAAAUACGCCCACUGGGAGACCAUCUUCAGCACAGAUUUUCAGAAGUUUAUACUCUCCAACAAAAUGCAUCCAUUGAUGAAUCCUUAAUGAAAUACAAAGGGAGACUAGGAUUCAAACAAUACAUUCCUUCAAAGCACGCUAGGUAUGGCGUAAAAUUGUACAAACUGUGCGAGAGCGAAAGUGGCUAUACAUUUGCCUUUUGCGUAUAUGAGGGGAAAGAUGGUCAACUGGGACCCUCCUGGCUGUCCUGACUCUCUGGGAACAAGUAGGAAAAUUGUUUUGGGACCUAAUGAUCCCCUUCAAUAAUAGUUACCACCUUUAUGUGGACAACUUUUAAAACGCUUUAUGGUUUUCAGACACUGGCCUGCGGCACUGAGAAAAUCCAAAGAUUUCCCAAGACCCCUCAUAGAGGCCAAAUUAAAAAAAAAAGUUGAAUGUAAAUCUCUGCGCAAAGCUGAAGUGCUUGCAAUAAAAUUUAAGGACAGGAAGUUGGUUCUCAUACUAACCACCAUCCAUGACGAAAGCAUGUCAGACGUCACUGUCCGAGGCAGAGUACAUUCCAAACCUGUUUGCAUCAGGGCUUAUAACAGGCACAUGCUAAUCAGCUGAUGCAGCCAUAUCUUUAAGAAAAACUAAAGCCUACUAUAAAAAGGAGGCUAUUUAUCUGAUGCAAGUAGCAACCCAUAAUUCGUUUUUACUUUUUGUUUUUUAAAAUUAAUCCUGGAAAAACCACCUUUCUCCAAUUUCAACUUAAAGUGGUUUCCACAAUCCUUUAUGGAGAUGGUUCUGUUGAAGUUCCAACAACGGUGACAGAAGAAUCCAGAAUUGGCAUUACGCAUUUUAUUUUUAAGAUCCAGCCAACUGCAAAUAAAACAAAUCACCAGAAACGUUGCCGGGUCUGUUAUAAACAAAAAAGGGAAAAGGACAGACACCCCCUUUCACUGGCCCGAUUGCUCUUCAAAACCUGGACUGUGUAUUGGAGCAUGUUUUAAGCUCUACCACACAGAACAUACCUUUUUGUAAUACUGGCUCCUGAAUUUUAUUUAAAAAAAAUGGAAAAUCUUAGUCAGUUUCCUUUCCCCAUAUCUCCAGUUAGAUUCUUUUUGCAGAUUUUUUUCAGUGUGAAUUAUAAAAUGUAGGCCUAGCUUUGACUAAAGAUAAGUUAGAAAUGUCUUGUGUAUAGUGUGUGGUAUUUUUGUGUGUGUGUAUAUAUUUUAUUUAUUUCCUCCCUCUCCUCGGAUACUCCCCAUUGUUGACUGCAGAAAGAACUCUCUUCCUACAUGUCCAAGAAUGUUUUCUUGGGUCAAAUAAUUAUCAGCAUUGCCUAUAUUUGAAAUCUUAUUUUACACUUGAGUAUUGACUGCAAAAAAGUAAUUUGUUCACUUGUUUUUCUCACAACUGAGUUUAUGGUUUAUGUAGUUAAUAAUCUUCAUAAACCAUAAUGGUUCCCUGUCCACUGUAAAUUUCCAGGAUUGGUGAAGGGGUAACCUGAGAAUACACUUUGUUUAGGCAAUAUAUGUGACACAGAAUGAAAUUGAAAGGAUAGUAACUAUUUAAUAAAGUAAUCCUUUAAUUCCAGUAGACUUCAUUUGUGAUAGUAAAAUUCUGCACAAGGUUGUCCUAAAACGCCAAAUGCCAUGAAAGGCGCUUUUUUGGCUGAAUAUUCUUCCAGAUUAAAUUGAUAUUUCUUAUAAAAUCUUCAACUAGCUUUAACAAUCCAGAUGAGCAGCGUGUGUUCCAUUUGUCACUAUUAAAAAUGGACAUUCAUCCUUUUCUAGAUUAAUAAACCUGGUUUAGCAAGACUGCAAUAUCAAGCAAAUGCUGUGUACUUUACCUGUAGUACUAAUAAAUAACUAUUUUUUUUUUGUUUAUUUUCCCCAGAAAGUCUUGCACUUGUACUUGAUAUAUGCCUCUAGUAGGUGCUGUGUAGGUAAAGUACACAGCAUUUGGUCACUUGGUAUUUGGUGUCUACAUAUUCCAGCAGAAUCGGCUGAAAAGUAAUGAUUUAUUUGUAAGAAUCGUAGUCUGAAUGUUUUAUCUAUUUUUCUUGUAGUUUUGUUGUCCAUAUGCUCUUUACUGUGUGAUCCAAAUCCAGAUGAUCCUUUAGUACCAGAUAUUGCACAGAUCUACAAGUCAGACAAGGAAAAGUAAGUAACUUAGUAAAUGUUUCCAUUGGGCUAUUUUUACCUGGAAUUUGAAAUUAUCUUUGUAUUCUCAAUGUAAGUGAUGGAAGGUGCCGUGUUUAGGCGGAAGAAGCUUACAUAGGACAAAUUAAAAAUAACAUUUUGUUUCUUUCCUAUUACAGAUACAACAGACUAGCAAGAGAAUGGACUCAGAAAUAUGCAAUGUAAAUUUGUGAAAAUUAUAACUUCGUAUAAUCCAGUGUACUGUAAAUUCUAGGUUUUUCAAAAUGAGAAGAAACCGAGCACAGUUUACUGUUCCAAAGUCCUUCAAAGCCCCUUUGAUUUUUAGACCCUUUAAGCUUCAUGGAAGCGAAGCAAACUCCAAAAAAAACUUAGGAUGGAAGUGUCAUUUUUUUUUUUUUUAUGAUUUUUGUGUGUACUUUGCAAAAGACAUUUGAUGUGGUUUUUAAGAUACCUGAACUUCUGAUUAAAAUCCAUAAUGCAGGUUUAAAGCAACCAAACGUUUCUGAAGACUAGAUAUAUUUUUAUUUACUUGAGCAAUACUACAUAUUUGUAACCGCAUUGAAUUGUCAUUGUCAUUUUUUUAUUUUAUUUUUGUAAAUCUGUGUUCAGAUUUCAUUCUAUUUAGUUCACUAUUUAAUUUGUAUUUUUUUUUUUUUUACUGUAUAGACUGAAUAUAUUUUAUUUACCUUUGUAAGUAAACACAUUUUUAGGCUUUUUUUUUUUCUGUCUUAUGCACAGUAUUGUCACAACACCACUCCUAGUCCGACAAAGAGAACCCUUUAAUUUAGAACCCCGCUUUAGAUUAGAUUAUUCAAUAAAUGGAUUGCAGAUUUCUUAAAAACUAAAAUGAUCUUUGCACUGUAAUUCUCAAUGCUAAUUAUGGGGAAACGUUUUGAUUCUGUUGCAUACUUGACACUAGUUUAUUGCAAUGUGAACUAAUUGCACUGCUAAUUAGAAGAAGAAACUUAUGUUUCCUUGCUCUUCACUUUUUUAUUUUUAUUUUAUCUUCUAGUUUCUGUUUUUCAUAUGGGCAAUAUAAACUCACAGAUCUUUUACAAAUCUUACUGUAGCUUUUUCCAUACAAAUAAAAUGCAUUUUCUACUAUGUAUGGUUUUUUU
Molecule: messenger RNA, 23936 nt
Organism: Pelobates cultripes (western spadefoot toad)
Lineage: Eukaryota; Metazoa; Chordata; Amphibia; Anura; Pelobatidae
Source: the annotation of a GenBank genome assembly